Pararge aegeria (speckled wood butterfly) is the source of this 600-nucleotide messenger RNA. RefSeq lists its product as uncharacterized. The record is from RefSeq and is a predicted model, not a curated record. The transcript is spliced from 6 exons. The coding region runs from base 1 to 600 and encodes 199 amino acids. NCBI's taxonomy places the organism in Eukaryota, Metazoa, Arthropoda, Insecta, Lepidoptera, Nymphalidae.
AUGAAGUGGAACAAUUCCGUGAUAUUACUGAUGAUACUUUUUAUGUCUCCGUUCAGCAAAGGACACAAUCUCGAAAAACGGGCCCUGAUAUUUCCUCCAACUAGUUUGUAUGGGACGUUCGUGGCGAUAGCUGUGCCUUUAGAUAUACCAGACAGGAACGUGUUCGUGUCUUACAACUUUGAGUCCAACUACUCCGUGGUAACGAACAUCACCCAGAUCGAUGAAGUCAUAUUUCCAAACCUACCGGUAAUUGCAGCCCGUCACAGCCGGAGUAUCACCCGAGAGCUGGCGUACACGACCCUCGAAACUAAGUUCCAAGAGCACGGGAUGAGCGGCCGGGAAUGCAUGCUGCGCAACAUCUGCGAGGCAGCCGAAACUCCGCUCCACCACAACGGUCUACUGGGACACAUUAUGCAUAUCGUCUUUACCCCGUCGUCAUCAAGAGAGGAGGGUUUAGAGGACGUGUAUUACGAGGCGGAGGCGGACGGCCUCCGAGGUGACUGCGACAAAUACUUCGACCUCUGCCCUUACAGUCUCUUUGACGUCAUCACCAGGCUGGUCGAAAUGCAACAGAAGCCACUACAGAACAAUUUAGUUUAA